Messenger RNA from Sitodiplosis mosellana (orange wheat blossom midge), 1757 nucleotides. RefSeq lists its product as uncharacterized. NCBI's taxonomy places the organism in Eukaryota, Metazoa, Arthropoda, Insecta, Diptera, Cecidomyiidae. The transcript has 2 exons. The record is from RefSeq and is a predicted model, not a curated record. Bases 90 to 1640 code for a protein of 516 amino acids.
CUGAAUAAGUUGAAAUCACAAGCUCUGGUUCGCUGUCGCAUUCGCUCACCACACCCAACUUCAGUCUCCAUUGGAAUAGAUUUCGAAUCAUGCAAAAGCGUCUCACCGAGAAAUAUUCCACAGAAGUGGCGAAAUAUCAUCGAAUCUACCGCGAUUUGAGCAAUUCGAAAGUGCACUCUAACACCGAUGUGCGGGCAAACUCUGUGCUGCGCAAAAAUAUUGAAAGAAGUUCAAGAUAUUUAAGCCAAUUGAACACAUUACUUUUCAAUGUGGACAAUAAAGUGGUUCGUGUUCAAACCAAGGGGUUUACCCGGCGUCUUUCGUCAUUACUUGCUGAACAGGAUGAAAUGGACAAUGAAAUGAACGAUAUCAAGAAAAGGAUCAAUCAUUUGAAAUCACAAAUUGAGCGUGUCGAUGUUAAACUGGAAAAGUAUUCAGCUGUUGACAAUCAUUUUGAUGCCGAAAAAAAGAUCGAAACGUUGGAAAAUCGACUUUUGCGAAACAAUCAAAAAGUAAAUGGCUUACGAUUGCACGGCAUAAAACUGAAGGAUAUCGUGAGUGAGUUGUUGUUCAUGCGCCGUCGAUUUCAAAAGUCACGCGAUGAUAUCACUGCCAUGUUGAUGGUAAAGAAGCAAGAAAUCACCGAAUUGGUCGAUCACUAUGCGAUUGGUUUUGCGAAUGGGAUGAAAAAUUGCCGUAAUCUUGAAGCGUGUCAUAUUCGAUCGACCAGAGAACUCAAAGCUCAUUUACAAGAAAUGCGUCAACUGAUCCGAUCUGCCGAAUCGAAUAAUAUUUUACGUGAAUUCAUGAUAACAAAAGCAACGCCUAUUGAACUAAGCUCGGAUGCUAUUCCGCCACGUGAAAUUCUCAAGUCAAACUAUCGCAAAUUGACGCAAGCCGACGAAGAAUUGUUGAGUAAAAUUGGUGAAUUCGCAUCGGGUGUAACGGCGUCUGGUCUGAAAUCGAAGGUUCGCGAGGCUUAUUCGCUGUAUUUGUACUCGAAUGACAUCACAAAAAUGAUCGAUAAUUCAGCAAAAAUGCUUGAAACCUUGGAAAAACAAUCGGAACUGGCCGAGAUUCGAUUACUAGAUCGCCAGCAGAAUGAACAUCGCGAAAAGGAGCUGGAAAAUCAAUGGACUGAAGAAGCCACCGAAACACAACGUCAUAGUACCAAUUUAGCAGAUAAUGAAUCAAUGCUGGUCAAAUGCUACAAAGACGUUCGCGAGAUAUUUGAAACGUUGCAGUGUGAGGAUAGUCUUUUGUAUGAAGUCGGCCAAAGUAUCGAUGGAUACAAUGUUCAUGCAGUGCUUCGGGUGAUUGAGACUCGAUUACGCCAUGUCAUGUACACCGUUUCCUGUUGGCAAGAAAAAAAUAAUGUCCCUGAAGAAGAACGCCUGGUUCAUGGCAUUGAAAUUGUCAAGGCACAUGGUUUACCGCUGAUGGAAAUGGUUCACCCAUGCCCCGAAUGCUCACAAAUUGAAGCUCGUGCAAAUCCCGAUGUUGAAGCCAUUUUGGAUAAGAAAACGAAAUCCCAGAAAAUCAAGAGCAACAUCAAAAUGCACAAUAUGAGGGCUAAAAUGCACAACAUCCAAGACUGUCCGAAGCCUGGUUCCAAAUCUGUCUUGUCCAAAACAAUUUGAAUGGCACACAUCAACACAAUUAUUUAUCACGAAUUUAUGUUUUUUCGCCGAGAUUUUACAUUCACAUUCCAAUGAAAUUUUAAAAUGAUUUCAUAAAAUACAUUUGAAUGAUGAAUA